AAUUUGGCAUUUUCUAUUUGUUUACGUUUCAUAUAGUGAAAUAAAUUUCGUAACUGAGGAUAGUUUAAUUGGCAGAAAUGUCAACCUCCGUAAUUUUGGCAGGACUAGGAUUAGCUGCAAUCGGGUUUGGAGGUCGGGCGCUGUUGCGUCAGAUGCCAAACGCUGCCAGCAAAAUGCAAGAAGCGCUUCAAAGUUUACCCAAAUUUGACGCAGAAUCAAUGGCCAGUUCCAAGUACUAUCGUGGAGGAUUUGAUCCAAAAAUGAAUAAACGGGAGGCCGCUCUUAUACUAGGCAUCAGCCCAUCGGCAUCAAAACUGAAGAUAAAAGAUGCACAUAAAAAGAUAAUGUUGCUAAAUCAUCCUGACCGCGGGGGAUCUCCCUAUUUAGCUGCGAAAAUAAAUGAAGCAAAAGAUUUCUUAGAUAAUGCAAAGUAGCUGUUAGGUACUGACAAUCUGUAAAUAUCAAAGCGUGUCAAUAUAGAGUAAAUCAUAUAUGAAUAUUAAGCCAGCAUAGCCCGGACUCGAUUAUUCGGGUUCACUUUUAUUUUCAGCCCAGAUAAUCGAAUCAUAUUGCCCUUUUCUUUGGUAACAAAACGCGCUGCUCACUUUUUUGAC
Messenger RNA from Sabethes cyaneus, 614 nucleotides. Its product is annotated as mitochondrial import inner membrane translocase subunit TIM14. Gene Ontology annotation, molecular function: ATPase activator activity. The record is from RefSeq and is a predicted model, not a curated record. Bases 78 to 434 code for a protein of 118 amino acids. Gene Ontology annotation, biological process: protein import into mitochondrial matrix. NCBI's taxonomy places the organism in Eukaryota, Metazoa, Arthropoda, Insecta, Diptera, Culicidae. The transcript has 3 exons. Gene Ontology annotation, cellular component: PAM complex, Tim23 associated import motor.